Messenger RNA from Myxocyprinus asiaticus (Chinese sucker), 564 nucleotides. It is a transcript of the gene crygs3, whose product is annotated as crystallin, gamma S3. The record is from RefSeq and is a predicted model, not a curated record. Gene Ontology annotation, biological process: visual perception; lens development in camera-type eye. NCBI's taxonomy places the organism in Eukaryota, Metazoa, Chordata, Actinopteri, Cypriniformes, Catostomidae. The transcript is spliced from 3 exons. Gene Ontology annotation, molecular function: structural constituent of eye lens.
AUGAAAUUAGCCCCAAACCUGAACAGAAUGGGAAAAGAAAGAAAGAUUAUUGUCUUUUAUGAGUACAGAAACAUUCAGGGACAUUCCUAUGAGUGCAGCAUGGACUGCCCAGAGCUGUCGUCCCACUUUAGCCACUGUAACUCCAUCCAAGUUGAAAGUGGGGCCUGGGUUUUGUAUGAGCACCCAAACUUCAUGGGCUGCCAGGAUAUCCUAACCAGAGGAGAGUAUCCUGAUUACCAACGCUGGAUGGGCUAAAGUGACUCUAUCAGGUCCUGUCAUUUGGUGCGAAAUAAUACUGGCAUUUUUCGUAUUCGUCUAUAUGAGCGUCCUGACUUUCAGGGUCAGAUUAUGCAGUGCAAUGAGGACUGGCUCUCCCUGUCUGACCGCUUCUGUCAUCGUGAGGUCCAUUCCUGCAAUGCUCUGGAUGGAGCCUGGGUCUUCUUCGAGCAUCCUAACUACAGGGGACGUCAGUAUUUGUUGGAGAGAGGCGAGUACCACCGCCUCACUGACUGGAAUGCCAUGCAUCCAAUUGUUGGCUCCAUCCACCGUGUUCAGGAGUUUUAG